Corythoichthys intestinalis (scribbled pipefish) is the source of this 12033-nucleotide messenger RNA. RefSeq names its product glutamate receptor interacting protein 1 (gene grip1). The coding region runs from base 6493 to 9870 and encodes 1125 amino acids. Gene Ontology annotation, molecular function: protein binding. Gene Ontology annotation, biological process: neurotransmitter receptor transport, endosome to postsynaptic membrane. The record is from RefSeq and is a predicted model, not a curated record. Lineage: Eukaryota; Metazoa; Chordata; Actinopteri; Syngnathiformes; Syngnathidae. The transcript is spliced from 24 exons.
AGCCCUGGGCGGCAUCCAGGUGGAGCGCCGAGCUGCCGGCAUCAAACAAACAUCAUGUCAUUUUAUGCUCGAAUUCACCCAGCGUGCGCGCACACACACGACUUGCAUCAGCGUGUGCGGUCGCGUUCACCUUUACUCAACUGCUGUUGAGAAGUGGCAUGGCAGCACUCCCUUUUGUUUCCGAGUGGUGGCGUGUUUUCGGGAAUCAAGGUCAGUCAGUCAGAUAUGACAAAUAUGUCAUGACUGUCUUCCCCGCCGCGCGUGUACUAAAGCAACCAAAGCUGUGAGUGUUGCUUUGUCGCCCUCUUGUGGCCACUCGGUGCCUAGCUACUACUUUCAAGUGAGUUGAAGAGCUCCGCGUCACGCUUUGGUGUCAAUUACUCGCCGAUUUUAGCAUCCCUCGCGAUCAUUCGCUGUCCCAACACCGACCCGGUGGACGUCUAUGGCGGCCGACGAGGCUUUCUUUUUACUCGAGUGUGUUGCACUAGAUUCCGCCGCAUUGUGUUUGUGUGCGCGAGCAUCCAUUAGGAAUGAAGGUCAGCCACUCCGACGUCCAUUAAGCCGAGCACCUCGGGCUCGGUCACGUGCGCGUCGGUGCCAGGCCGUCCCCGUUCGGUCACCAGACGGACCCGAUCGGUUUCGGCCAUAUUACGGAGGACGAUGCGGACGGUUGGGAUCUGCGCCGUGGCAGGCGGGGUAGCGGCUAAGCCGACGCGUGUGGAGAAUGCGAUUAAACGCACGCGCUCGGCCGGGCGGCCAAUCGCAGAGCGGCGGUGCGCCGGCCUGCGAGCGAUAUGCAAAUCAGGAGGCUUUUGUCAUUUUUUGCAGCUCGCUCUCUCGGUCGCCACCAAAUGUCAGUCAGUCAACUGACACUAAAGCCUUCUUUGCUUUGGAGAAAAGAUGGCUCAUCAAAUGAUUCACUCCUUGGUGCUUUGUGCGUCAAUGCCAAAGAGCACAAUGUAGUUAGAGGCCACCUCGAGAGGACGCAAUCUAUUCAGGCCGACUAGUUGACGGCCUAAAUGAAAGACAAUGUUGAUUUGAAAGCUUUUUUUAACGUGUCACCAGUGUUUAAAGUAGGAUUGGACAGGUGGGGGAGCCUGAAAAUUGUGUGAGAUAAAAUGGCACACAUGUAUUCUCAAACGAGAAAUACAGGCCGGAUUAACCGGAAAAACACACACGGCCAGUGGCGCCACCAGGGGGUGGCCAGGGGUGGCCACGGCCCCCCUAUAAAUUUGUUGGCCACCACACUGGCCACCCCGCUUGCCAGUAUAUCAUUAGAUUGUUGUAGCAUCAGUUAUGCAUUUCAUCCUAAAUGCACAGCCAGGACCAAGGACUAUGGUUUAUGGACUAUGCAGUGUUGUUAAUAACGGCGUUAGAAUAUAACGGCGUUACUUUUUUCAGUAGUGAGUAAUCUAAUGAAUUACUUUUCUCAUCUUGGCAACGCAGUUACAGUUACUGAGGAUGGAAAGGCGUGCAUUAUUAUGCGUUGCUAUAUUGGUUGAAUGACGCGAUAAAAGUCUGAGGGAGACAGACUCACCGAGACGACAGAGCAGAGCAGGAGUGGGGACUCAAAGGAGGCAAAAAAGUUGUGACACCGAGCAAACACAAUGCUAGGUGGCUCCAAUAAUACCUGACUGUAGCCGAUAGCCUACAAAUACGCCCACAAGAUAUGGUAGAUAUCAUAUAUAUAUAGAACUAGAUGCGAAAUGACAGACACGGGGGCGUUAGCAACAUGUACAGUACAGGAACUAAAUGCGUUAGUAAACAGCCACCAUCUUAAAGCAGUAGACUUCUUAGGAAGGCUCUGUUGUAGAGAACCUUCCUAGCAAACCUAAGUAACUUUUUAUCUAAAAUACACCUAAAUCGGCAAAAUCUUGACUUGAAUCUAUCUUUAAACGAUGAAACAGUUUUAAAACUUCCACAUGUCGAAAGUAGACAGAAGGGAACUAAUGCAAUAAUGGGAGCAAUUUUAACAACUUUUAAAGGUUGAUUCAGGGUUAGGGUAAAGAAUUGGGUUAGGGGUAAUUGUCCCAAAAACCUUUUACACAUCACAUAGUGUGACCUACGUUUUUUUUUUUUUUUUGAGGGACAAAAAAAACAAAACAUGAAAAUUAUCACCAGUUACUUUGCCAAGUAACUAAUUACUCUUACAUUCAGGUAACUGAGUUACUAACGCAACUGCUUUUUGGGAGAAGUAAUUUGUAACUAUAAUUAGUUACUUAGUAAGAUUAACAACACUGGGACUAUGCACAUUAAAUCAUUAGGAACAUCAAAUAUUACACAAAGUAUAUCAGUAGCUGUGUCCUUAAGUCUUUCUGAUAGUUUUCCCCUGACAGCUUUAGUGCAAUAGUAUAAUGAAAACCUGAAAUUAUGGCUUUUAGUUUUGGUGUGCCACCCCAAGAUUUUAAGUGGCCCCAUCUGGCCACCCCGUGAAAAAUUUCUGGAGGCGCCACUGCACACGGCUAACUAACAAAAAGAAACAGCAAACUAACAGCGUGGACAAAAAAGACUAAAGUGAAAAGAAAACCUAAAAAGAAACACAGAUUGGUGAAACAAGACUAUUUUCUUCCCCACGCUCCUCCUCCUUUAACAAUAAAACAAUCAGAUAUUAACACUUAGAUGAGGUUUUCCAGCAGUUAGAUAAAUAUUCAUAACAAAGCAGUUAACCUUGAAGAUAACUGGAUAACAUUUUGCCAUGACACAAGGCAUGUCAUCUAAAUCAGCUAGCCAUUUUCACAUUCCUCUUAUUGGCCUGAUGAACUGCUGACUACUACAGAAUUAUUAUUAUUAUUCACCUUAUUCGCUUCCUUUGGUUUAAUCGCCGUUUUAGACUACCCCGGAAAUAUUCCAACCACAGACGAUUCAAACGAACGCGAGUGGUUUGACUGGCUCGGUAGAUGCUGCCUGUUAAAGAAGGCGGGCCCAGUAGAGGGUGGUGCCGCGCUCUGAUUUGGUGAACAUGUCAGGGCUUAAUGAUGAGAAAGCCACGCAGACUGCGCAUGCCAAAAUACACAGUCGAUGGGCGCUACUGCCAGUGUAAUGUAAAUGAUUUGUUUAUCUGACUAAGGAGGCGAAGCUGAGCUCCGGCCCACUUUAACCCUUGGAUGACACUCCUAGACUACUUUAUACUUGACUGCAUGACUCCUUUAAAUCCUUUAAAUUCUUUGCGUUGCAAAGACUCAGAGAGUAAAAUCCCCAAAUUUUUUUGGAAUAGGAUUUCUGUUUUUGCGCGACCCGGGGACUUUUUCGAACGACCCCGAAAAAUUUUCCGUUUGCCCGUAAAUGCCAAUUUCUCACCGAUUUUUCAAAAACAAACAACUUUUCAAAAUGUAUCUAGCCCUACAAUUCUUUACCAUAUCACAUAAUUUGGACAUUCCAGGACUGUGAGGGGCAUAAAAUUGUAUACAGAAUUUGGACAAAAAAAUACGGUUCCCCAGAAAUUUGCCCAAAAUUUUCUCAUUCAUUAUAUAUACUCUGUACAUGUUUAUUUUUUUAAUGUGUGCAACGUUCAGAUUUUCCUUUCACUUCCAAUGGAAUUUGCAUUGCAUGGACGGCCGUGUAUGUCGAAUCUAUUGAUGCCAAUGUACUUGAAUUCCAUUGACGCAUAGGUAAGCCGAUGCCAUUGACGGCUGCGUACGUCCAAAUUAUUUCCAAUGUCUGCGCAUUGCAUUGACGCACAAGUACACAAUAGCAAAUGAGGGCGAUGCACGUCCUUGCCAUUGAUGGCCAUGUACAGUAUGUCGAUUCUAUUGACCCCAAUGUACUUGGAAUCCAUUGACGCAUAUGUAAGUCGAUGCCACUGACGGCCACGGACGUCCAAAUUUCCCAUUCAUUUUCAAUGGGAAAAAAAAUGUCCCCAAAUCAACAGCAAAUGAACAGAUAUCAAUAGGACGUGUCCCCGAUUCCAUUGACGCGCAUGGAAGUCGAUGCCAAUGACGGCCACGGACAUCCAAAUUUCCCAUUCAUUUCCAAUGGCAUUAACAUUGCACUGAGGCCAAUGGAGACAGAUGCCACUGAGGGCCAUGAAUGUCAAUUAUAUUGAUGCCGAUGUACUUGGAUCCCGUUGAUGGCCACGGACGUCCAAAUUUCCCGUUGGUUUUCAAUAGCAUUUACUUUCAUGCCAUUGACAGCCAUGUUUGUUGAUUCAAUUGAUGCCAAUGUACUUUGAUACCAUUGACGUAAAUUUAAGUCAGUGCCAUUGAUGCCUCCAAAUUUUCUAUUCAUUUUCAAUGGCAGAAAAGCAAAUGUCCCAAAAUCAACAGGAAAUGACCAGAUAUCAAUAGGACGUGUCCCCCAAAUGACCAGGACAGUGAGGACACACCCCUAAAUUUCCCCAAAUGACCUGAUAUGAUCAGGACGUUUCCCUCAAAUGUCCCCAAAUCAACAGGAAGUUACCUUAUAUUGUCCCCGAAAUGUCCCCAAACCAACCUGUGCGGGGCUAAGAGCCUUAUCGCCACACAGCAAAGGCCCAGAGUAAUUUCUCCAGAAAUAGCAGUUUCUAGUAUUUAAUACAGUGCUUUUCAAUUAUUUACAGGAAGACGUAAAUGCCCCUCCCGCCACUCUCUGCCGCCACUGUACAUAGUAUCAUUUGUCUAUAAAACCAUGAUUAUUAUUAGGGUUGUUCCGAUCAUGUUUUUUUGCUCCCGAUUCGAUCCCCAUCGUUUUAGUUUGAGUAUCUGCCGAUUCAGAUAUUUCCCGAUCCGAUUGUUUUUUUUUUUUUGCUCCCGAUUCAAUUCCAAUCUUUCCCGAUAAUUUUUCCCGAUCAUAUACAUUUUGGCAAUGCAUUAAGAAAAAAAUGAAUAGAACUCGGACGAAUAUAUACAUUCAACAUACAGUACAUAAGUACUGUAUUUGUUUAUUAUGACAAUAAAUCCUCAAGAUGGCAUUUACAUUACUAACAUUCUUUCUGUGAGAGGGAUCCACAGAUAGAAAGACUUGUGACUUUGUAUAUUGUGACUAAAUAUUGCCAUCUAGUGUAUUUGUUACGCUUUCAGUAAAUGAUACUGUAGCCAUGCCCAAUGCAUGAUGGGAAGUGGAACCAUGACUGUGCGUAGUGCUAUCAAAUGAUAUAUCUUCUCUGCGUUGUGAAAUAAUAUAAGGUGUUAAGAAAAAGAUCAUUUGCUACCUUGCUUCCCCACAUUGCAUUUGCUUCCCUUGAUAUUUCUAAUCGUAGGGAGAGGGAUUGUAAGGCUUUAGCCAAUUUAAAAAAAGGCUCCAAAGGCUGCCAAAAUUCACUCUGCUGAUUUUACGCUGCCUUUUAUCUCUCUGUAUAGGUAAAUGGCGCCAUUACAGAUUGCGUGCGACAAUGCGUGAGUGGGUCGUGCAGCGCAUGCACUAAUUGCGUUAAAUAUUUUAACGUGAUACAUUUUUUAAAAAAAUGAAUUACCGCCGUUAUCGGUAUAAAUUUGAUAACCCUACCUUAAGCCUAAACUAAAGACUCUGGAUGAGUGUAACAUAUUAUUUCUGUUAAUGUUAAAUACAAUUAGAAAACAAUAAAAAAAUAUACAUACAUAUUUAAAAAAGGCAUGGCCGAUAUUUUUUUGCCGAUUCCGAUACUUUGAACACCUCUGCAUAACACUGAGUCCUUUUUAAUAUUAAGGGGAAAAUGGUAAUAUCGAUUAACUUACAAUAAAAUACAACUUUAUUAACAUAGUUUUGUUUGUAACAGAAAAGAAUAAGCGUACCAAUUUGCCUGAAUAAAAAAGACAUCCAAACUGUAAAAAUCCACUCAAGGUACAUUCACAAAAUUUGCAUGAAAAACUCCUAGCUUGACACUAAGAUGAUGUCAAAGUAAAGUGAGGAAACAUAAACAUUCCAUGUGUUGAUAUUCCACAUGACAAGAAUAAACCCUAUUUUAUCACGGUGACUGGAAGGCUACAUAAGACUGCAUUUUAGCUGAGUGAAUACUAUGAAAUGACGACAUUCUACAAAAGCAGUUCUUGCUCAGAUCUUUUGAACAUUUUCAUGUGAUAAAGACUGGACGAGAGAGAGGCGUUUCUCCAAAGAGAUUUUGGACUCUUUGAUUCAUUGAACGAAAGCCUGCCCUGUUGCAUCACGGGAAUUGUUGUUCCCUCCUGGUCCUUUGUAGAGCUCCCUGACUGAAGCCAGUCCUCCCCUCCCCUCCCCUCCCCUUUCCUCUCCUCCUCGGUGGAAUCAAGUGUGUCAUAAAAAGAGGAAUGAAUGGUGCAAAGGAUGGAGGGAGGGAGGGAUAAAUGAGUGGAGGAUGGAAGGAAAGAAGAAAAGUCAUGUCUGCUGACUCUUCAAGUGCACAUUUAUACGCGCUGGCGCACACACACGCAUCGAGUGAGAGUGUGUGUGUUGGGAGCACUGUGAUUGGCUGGAGCAGGCCAGGAGGAGGCCGCAUUGGAGGCGAGGCUACAAAGAGUGCACGCGUGCGCUACCCGGAGGUGUGCGAGAAAAGAAACCCGAGCCCGUCUCCUUUGUGUGGAGAGACGCUUCCCGUACGCGGUUAGCCGUGCGCGCGUUUUGAAGAUGGAGCGCUUCCUGGCUCUCCUGCGCCUGCUCCAGAGGAGGCGCAGGAGGAGGUACCGCGCCGACGACGACUACCAGGAAGGAUACGACGAUGUCUACUUCUAUACCAGCAAGUACCACGCGCGGCUGCUACAUGAAGGUCCGUACACCAAACAUUCGGCAGGCUCGCGUCCGUCGGACGGCGCGCUCGCCAUCAGGAGGCAGAGCAUUCCGGAUGAGUUCCGGGGGUGCACGCUGGUGGAGCUGAUGAAGAAGGAGGGCACCACGCUGGGGCUGACCGUGUCGGGCGGCAUCGACAAGGACGGGAAGCCGAGGGUGUCCAACCUCAGGCCCGGGGGCAUCGCCGCCAGGAGCGACCAGCUGAACGUCGGCGACUACAUCCGCUCGGUGAACGGCAUCAACUUGGCCAAGUUCCGCCACGACGAGAUCAUCAGCCUGCUGAAGAACGUGGGCGAGCGCGUGCUGCUGGAGGUGGAGUACGAGCUGCCCCCCGUCUCCGUCCAGGGCUCCGGCGUCCUGUUCAAGACCGUGGAAGUCACGCUUCACAAGGAAGGAAACAGCUUCGGAUUCGUCAUCAGAGGAGGAGCCAGCGACGACAGGAACAAGUGUCGGCCCAUCGUUAUCGCCACGGUACGCUCGGGAGGGCCGGCCGACAGGGAGGGGAGCAUCAAACCGGGCGACCGUCUGCUGAGCGUUGACGGCAUCCGUCUCCACGGCAACACGCUGGCGGAGGCCACGAGCGUACUGAAGCAGAGCGGACAGGAAGCCACCAUGCUGCUGGAGUACGACGUCUCCGUCAUGGAGUCCGUGUCCUCGGCUUCGGGCCCUCUGCUGGUAGAGGUGGCCAAGGCGACGGGCUCCAGCCUGGGCGUGGCUCUGUCCUCGUCCAUGUUCUGCAGCAAGCAGGUCAUCGUCAUCGACAAAGUCAAACCGGCCAGCAUCGCCGACAGGUGUGGCGCUCUGCACGCCGGCGAUCACAUUUUGUCGGUGGACGGCAAGUCGAUGGAAUUCUGCUCUCUGGCCGAAGCUACGCAACUGCUCUCCGCGUCCUGCCACAACGUCCGCAUGGAGAUCCUGCCUCAGCACCAAGCCCGACCGGCGCUCAACGCGCCGCAGCAAGUCAAGGUGCAGCGUUCUCCUCGUCCCCUCCCUUGGGAGAGCGGAAACUCCGCCCCUAUCCUCCCCCCUUACCACUACAACACGUACCAUCCCGACCAAUCGGGCGGCAGGUCGCACAACCGCCAUACAAACAAUCCGCCAUUGGGUCACACGUUCUCUCCGGGCUCCAUGUCGGCGUACAGUCUGUCGUCCCUCAACAUGACCGUCCCCAGGAACGCGUACCCCACUAGCCCGCGGGGUACGCUGAUGAGGAAGAAGCAGAAGAAGAAGGACUUCAAGAGCUCCUUGUCUCUGGCGUCCAGCACGGUGGGUCUGGCCGGUCAGGUGGUCCACACGGAGACCACGGAGGUGACGUUGCUCGGCGACGGCGUCAUGGGCUUCGGCCUCCAGCUGCAAGGCGGCGUCUUCGCCACGGAGACGCUCUCCUCGCCGCCGCUCAUCGCUUACAUCGACCCCGACAGUCCCGCAGAGAGGUGCGGCAUUCUCCAAAUAGGCGACCGCAUCUUAUCCAUAAACGGCAUUCCUACAGAAGACUCCACUCUGGAAGAAACCAAUCAGCUGCUUAGAGACUCCUCCAUUACUGCACAACUCACCCUAGAGAUCGAGUUCGACGUGGCCGAAUCGGUCAUUCCGUCCUCCGGAACGUUCCACGUGAAACUCCCCAAGAAGCCGGGAGUGGAGUUGGGAAUUACCAUAAGCUCUCCUUCAAACAGGAAAGCGGGAGACCCCCUCAUCAUUUCGGACAUCAAGAAGGGCAGCGUCGCACAUAGGACGGGGACGCUGGAGCUGGGCGACAAGCUCCUGGCCAUCGACAACAUCCGCGUAGAGACCUGCUCCAUGGAGGAGGCGGUGCAGAUCCUGCAGCAGUGCGAGGAGCUGGUCAAGCUGAAGAUACGCAAAGACGAGGACAACUCUGAUGAGCAGGAAGUGUCGGGGAGCAUCAUCUACACGGUGGAGCUGCAACGCUACGGGGGUCCUCUAGGGAUCACCAUCUCGGGCACGGAGGAGCCUUUCGACCCCAUCGUCAUCUCCUCGCUCACCAAAGGAGGCCUAGCGGAAAGGACGGGCGCCAUCCACGUGGGCGACCGCAUCCUAGCCAUCAACAGCAGCAGCCUGAAGGGCAAACCGCUGAGCGAGGCCAUUAUUCUGCUGCAGCAGGCCGGCGAGACCGUCACGCUCAAGAUCAAGAAGCACGGCGAGCUGUCCAGUCCCGAGUUCCGCGCCGUCGGCUCGGCUCUGGAGAACCACGACGGCGAGGCGGGAGAGGAACCGCCUUCGGGUCAGAGGAUGUUCAGCGCGCUGCCGUCCGUCGACAGCGCCGUCGAGUCCUGGGACGGUUCCAAUGUGGACGCCGGCUUCGCCAGUCCGGCCCCUUCCUUCCAAUCGUCGCCGUUCACAUUCCACGAGUGGCGCAACGCCAAAACGAGCAACAGCCAAUCCCUCGCCUCUUCUCGCCUAAGAACCAACCCGCUGGCGGACCUGUCGGGCCUCAACGACGACUGGGAACACGUCACGCUUGGCGGGUUCACGGUAGGUCACGACGGGACGGAACCGGACCAGGAGGAGAACUUUUGGUCUCAGGCCCUGGAGGACUUGGAGACGUGCGGACAGAGCGGGAUCCUCAGGGAACUGGAGGCCACCAUCAUGUCUGGCUCCACCAUCAGCCUGAACCACGACCCGGCCCCCUCCCGCACCUCGUUGGGACGCCAGGCCAGCUUUCAGGAACGCAGCAACACGCGCCCCCAGGUAACCCCGCGCUCCAACACCUUGCCUUCCGACCCCCAACGCAGAGCCUUCGCCAUGAAGAAGAUGAGACAGGAAGUCAAUGACAUCCUUAACCAGACGCCAGUCGAACUUCACAAGCUGACUCUGGAAAAGUCUUCCGAUUCCGAGGACUUUGGCUUCAGUGUGUCGGACGGCGUUUUGGACCGCGGCGUUUACGUCAAUAAUAUCCGGGCCGGCGGGCCGGCGGAGCGCGGAGGCCUGCAGGCGUACGACCGCCUCUUGCAGAUCAACCACGUGCGCACUCGAGACUUCGACUGCUGCCUGGUGGUUCCGCUCAUCGCCGAGUCGUCCGACCGCUUGGAUUUGGUGGUCAGUCGAAACCCGCUGACCAAUCACUCGGAAGGCACCGACAACGGCCGCGCCCCUCGACCCGUCGACGGCAACAAGGAAGCGGGCGAGGACGGCGCGCCCAUCAAGUGGAAGAAACCCGGGGACGGGACCGGGUCGGGGCUCGUCACAGACACUUCUGUAUAAGCACCCGAUGGGCCGCGCCUCCUCGGUGCUAGACACCACCUGAUCUUUGACCCGCAAGGGCGGCCCAGAAGCACACGGACACUUCACCGGUCCUCGGCCAGUGCCGACUCGUUUCCCGCCGGAACCUUUGAACCAGUUCCCGAUCGAUGGCGAGAGCGCUCUUGAUCUCGCUCCUCAUCUGGUGUGGAGUUCAAAUCCCGACCCAUCCCAUUCCCGAUAGCCAACCGGACCCUCACCUUCUCCGAUCCGCGGGGGCGUGGUCUUUGGCGUCAGAGGAAGCGAAAUUCCAAUAGAAGCACAGCAGCAGCACAAAGACUUGACGGCAGGUUGCAAAUGCCGUGGCCACGGAGACGACUGAUCGCAGAAGGACCGACCAAACGGAUUUCUUUGGAUCCAAAGUGAUUGGCGCAUCCGUAUCGGAAUUGGACUUGCGUGCCAUGAAAAAUCAUAAUUAUGAGGAUAACACUAAGCAGUUAAAAUAUAUUUUUUAAUGUUUACACACGUUGACUGGCCACACUGUGCGUGUGAAUGUGCUCGAGUGCGUGCGUGUUGUCGUCUUUGGUCAAACGGGCCCCCCAAACCCCGCCCCUCAACCAAUAACAGGCAGGAUGAUCUAUUCAGCAGAUUGGCUGGAACCAAUCAAUAUUGACGCCUGACUCUGAUUGGUUCUCUACCCCGCCACACGCGCCGACGAGCAUGACCUGCCCCCACCCCCCCCAAUAACUGUGAUGAAUUAUGCUAAUCAAUUGUGUGUUUUGAUUGACUGUUGUCACUUUUCUCUGUUUCCAUGACGACCAACCUCAAGAUAUACCCCCCCCCCCCAAAAAAAAAACACAAAAAAACACAAAAGAAGGACAAGUCGUCGUCGUGGAUUCCACGACAACAUUUUGUCAUUUUAGGUAACGUGUCGUGACACGCCCGUGACGUCAUUUAGCCGUUUCGUCUCAUUAGAAAGUCGACAUUUUCUUCAGCGACCAAUCGGAAGCCUCGAAAAAGAAACGCGCUGUUCUGCGCUCAGGACGGAAAGAGUCGUGAUUGGCCGUCGUUUGCUCGGGUGCGAGUGAGUGUUCUACUUGACUUUGGCUAGCCGUUUAAAGCACAGCGCCCCUUCGCGGCUGCAAAUCAAGCGCACACGACAAGCUUACGGCUAUCAAGAUACUUAGCACAAGGCUAACACACAGGGCUACGUUACAGCAGGGCUAAUCUUCUGGUCAAGAGUGACUAACCCGAGCCCACGCAAGCUCACAGUAAUUAGCGGUCAGGUUAGGGUGGGGCUAAUUAGCAUGGCCGAGCUCCCGUCAAAAAGAAUUUUUUUUCCAAUAGAAAAGAGCUUAGGGGCCUUGGGGGCGUGGCUUCAAGAACAAACGCACUGUUUGUACACGUGUGCAGGAAUUUGCAUAUUGCACUGCCACCAGAAAAGGAGAGUUAACUUCCAUGUAGCUUCACCAACCAACCAAACAAAAUAAGUCUUUUGUUUCAGGAACACUGACAAUGUUGUAAAGUAUUUUUGUACAAAUUUCAUACUUUGGUAGCAUGAUGUUCCUGCUGUGAGUCCUGCCGUCUCCACCUUUCUUUGUGUGGACGACGACUGAACGACAAUAAACUACUCAUGACACACUUUUUUGCCUUUCAUUUCUUCACCGAGUCUAAUAAACCCCUUUUUCAACAAAAUUAGAUUUUUUUAGGGCCAUUGACAACAAGGGCGUAGGUUUGCAUAGGGACGGCGGGCACGUAACACUAGCGACUUUUCAGGAUGCCCAAAUUGUCCCCACCAACUUUUAAGCAACCUUAUUUGCAUUUUAGAAUGAGUUCGGUUAUAGAGGUCAUUUAGAUUCUUUUCCCAUAUGUUGGAAGGACUGAAUAGCCCCUAUCAUUUUUAAGUGAAUUACUUUCAUUAUGUUCAGACAUUGACCCCUUUUCACUUACUGAAUGUGCCAGUCCAUUUUUUUCCCUCAAACGCACGAUUGAUUGGCUGAUGACUUCAACCCCUCCCCACACACACACGCAAUCACUUGCCACGUUUACAUGGAGCCAAAUAUUCCAAUUACAAUCGGAAUAUUUGUUCAAACCGAAUAAAUGUGUUCCAUAUAAACACCUCAUUCGGAAUGAACAGGCCCAAACCGAAUGGAAUUUCAUUCUGAUUCACAGGUGUGGAAUAUUCCU